Molecule: messenger RNA, 3401 nt
Organism: Panonychus citri (citrus red mite)
Lineage: Eukaryota; Metazoa; Arthropoda; Arachnida; Trombidiformes; Tetranychidae
Product: integrator complex subunit 6 homolog
Exons: 9
Coding region: 526-2433 (635 amino acids)
Molecular function (GO): protein binding
Source: RefSeq, a predicted model, not a curated record
UUUUUCUUCCGAUUGACUUUUUUCUUGUUACUCUUUUUCUCUUGUGUUUAUUAUUACUCGUUGGUUCGAUUUCUUUUAAUUAACCAAUUAAUUGACAAUUAACUUGACCCAUUCUCAAUUUAACUUGACCAAUUGUUAGAGAAAGUUUCAUAUUCUUGUAAAAAGCAUUAGCUUCUUACUCUGUUGGUUUGGUUUUUCUCAAUCGCUGGUGGUUAUAUUUUGUUCCUUGUUUUAAAUUUACACUAAUUGUUGUGUUUAAAGCAUCAAAAUUUCAAUCAAUUAGGCUUCAUUAUUUCUCGUUCUCUUCUGUUAAUUGUUAACAUUUAACAUUCUUUGUAAUACCAUUCGCUCCAAGACAAAACAAGAACAAAAAAUCCUCUUCUUCCAAGUUGAUCUUAAAUUAUAAUUAUUCUAUUGGCUUGAUUAUCGUUUUAUCAUUAACGUAAUCAACCAAAUCUUUUAUUAAAGUGAAUACUUUUUAUCCGUGGGUCAAGUUUCCAUUGUAAAGCAAUCAAAAUUCCGAAAAUGAAGCAUAGUGGUCUUCAAAGAGCCAGGCAAAGUACUAGAAAGAAAAUGAAAAAAUCAUUAGGCCCAGAUUUUGUUGAUCCCUCAAAUUUGGGUCUUCACGGAAAGGAAACAUCAUCUGAUGUUCGAUGUGACAUUUGCCAUGAAGGUUUACCGAUAAACUCCAAGAAAGACUGUAUCACUUGCAAGAAAUGUGCUAUUCGAGCUCAUGCUAACUGUGUUAGAACCCAAUUAAAUGUUAAGUAUAUUAAAUCUCUCUGGUUGUGUGUAAAUUGUAGACAUUGCUACGAAUGUGACAAGUCUGGUGUUGAACAGAGUGAACUAGUAUUCUGCCGAUCAUGUGAUAGAUCUUAUCAUUAUGAUUGUACCGAAGACAAAGGUAUCCAUAAUAAUGGUAAAUAUGUUUGCUAUCGAUGUGCAAAACCUCCUGUAAUUAGUACACGAUUAAGCACCACACCACGUCAAAAUAGUUCUACUACAACUACAGCCACAACUACUCCAACUACAUCGGCAACCACCAGCAGCAGUACCAGUGUCACUAACACUACGACUACUUCAUCGGCAAACGCUACACCUAAUGGUAACAGUAAUCGUGUCACUGCUAGAACUGUCAACAAAAUUCAGCCUAUUGAAGGUAAAUCAUCUACCACAAUAUCAUCUCAUCCUUCUACAUCUACUUCAUCAUCAUCAUCAACACCAACUCCAUCAACAUCACGAGCCUCAUAUCACGUUAAAAAGGAAAUGAUCAUGGAGAAAAGACGUCCUAGAAGUCAUUCUAAUAAUCCAAAUGACCGUGCAUCGCACCCUGAUCGUCAACAGCCCCAAUCGAGAUCAGUAAGAAUCGGGCGUCGUGAAAAUUUAAUGCAUUAUUUCAGUGACCCACUAAAAUACACAAGCCAUGGAAGAUUCAUGCUCUUGAGAGAUACCAAGGAAGCAAGACUUGUAGAUCAGUCUUUUGGAAUAACAGAUGAUCGAUCAGUGGUAAUAAAUCCAGUUACUAAUAAACAUGAAUCGGGACUACGAAAUAAUCAUAACCAAAUAUCUUUAACCAUUGAUGAUUUACGUCGACUUCAAACGGAUCGUGUAAAAGAAUUAAAAACUUCAUCUGAACGCUCCAUGAAAAUUAGUCACAAUGUUACUGAUUCAAGGAAUAACAUUGAUUUACCUGACAUUGACAUGAAAGACUCGUUUACUGAUAAACCAUUAACCAGGGAUAAUAAUGACAAACUAUUGGAAAAACCUCGACUAAUUAAAAAGAUUGAACCAGAAAUAGAAAAUAUUAGUGAUAAAUCGAAAGAUAUAAAAAACAAAAUCGAAAAACAAUCUACUAAUGAGAAUAGACGAAUUUCAAGUGAACCUUCAACCGAGAAUAGUCGUAAUCCAAUGAACAUUAACAAAACCAAUGGAACAGGAGUCAGAGGUACUUCUCUUUUGGCUCUUCAUGGACUUACAGGUAAUGAGAAUGAGCAUAUUAAAGCUUCUCAUCCAAUUCCACAAAGAUUAAAUUUACCUGAGAAAAGAAAAGCUAAUGAAAUUCAAGGUUCAGGCUUUGUAUUAAAUAAACCAACCGAAUUAACUGAAGAAACAGCCAAGCUUCUUAAAGACUCCAAUGGUGCUAAAAAACUCAAAUUGGUUCUCUUCGAAAGAGCAUGUAAGGCUGAGAGCCUAUUGCCAGCCGAAACAAGUAUUUGGACCACUGAAGACGUUUUUAACUUCAUUCGAUUCAUCGGUUUUCCUGAUGCCGCUGACAACUUUUUAGAUCAUCAAAUAGAUGGUAAAAGUUUACUUCUUUUAAGCCGUCGUGAUGUACUCGCCGGUUUCAAGCUCAAAUUAGGACCCGCUCUUAAAAUUUACGCUCAUAUAUUCCGAUUACAACGUAAAAGACCGGCCCUUCUAUUGGAAGAUUAAACAAUUAGGAUAAUCAACAAAUUAAGGAUACAAUCAUGUUUUACUAAACAACUAUAACAAUUAGCAACAACUGAUUGCUCAAAACAAUUUAAUUCAGACAAGGCAUGAUAUCUGAAAGGAAACCAUAUAUUAAUACCAACCCCAAUUAAUAAUUUCGUCCCCAAGAACUGAACAAUUAAGCAACACUUGAUGAUCCUGUUGAUUGGAUAAAGGAGAAACAAUUAACCAACAUGAAUAUUGUUAAAAUUUUAUUCAUUCAAUUACCUGUUUUUUUUUUAAUUUGUUCAAGGGACAAACAAUGUUUUCAAUUAACUUUUUGUAUCCGUUGGUAAAUAAGUUGCUUGCAUCUUUACAUAUUUACAUGUGUAUAUUUCACUUCUUACCGAAUCCACAAUUUUUUUCCUUCAACUGAUAAAUCCAUAUAUUACUGACCUUCAUUAUUAACAAUUCACCUUUCACCUCCUCUUUAUCCUCACCCUUAUCCUCAUUCCCCUACUUAAGAGCAUUCAACCAAUUGAAUUUCUCUAGAAAAAAAAUUUGUUCUCUUCAAAUAUUUUCCUUAAUUCCUAUUAUUAUUAUUUUUACAAUUCACCGUCUCAUCAUCUCAUCUCAAGGAAUCAAAAACAAUUAACCUUCAUCUUUUCACCUUCUCCCCAAAGACUUUGAUUUACUGAGAAACAAAAAAAAAGUCCAAACCAUGUUGACCUGUUUGAAACUCACACCAACAAUUAAUCAAUCAUCCAAAAGGGCAAAGGAACCAAGAAACACUAAACAAAACCUUAAUGCUUAUAUAUCGUUAAAAGAAAGACAAACAAUUAACUUUUCUCAUCCCUCUCCUUGACCAACAAUCAACCCAACAUGUUAAAUUGUAUUUCACUUUUCAUUAUUAUUAUUAUUGAAAAAAAAACGAAACAAAAUCAUCAUUGUAAUGAAAAUAAAGUUUAAUAGUUGAGAACAAAAUAAAAAAA